Leptonychotes weddellii (Weddell seal) is the source of this 1208-nucleotide messenger RNA. The record is from RefSeq and is a predicted model, not a curated record. NCBI's taxonomy places the organism in Eukaryota, Metazoa, Chordata, Mammalia, Carnivora, Phocidae.
UCCGAUUGCGUCACUUCCGUCGCGCUUCUGGGAGGUGCCAAGAUGGACGCUCCGCGGGCCCGGGAGCAGCUCCGGCGGCGAUACCUGUUCCCACCGGACACCGAGGCCCCGCUGGACAGCGAGGGCUACGCCGGGCCGGAAGCCUCUACAGCUGUUGAAAAAAAGGAGAAACCUCUUCCAAGACUUAAUAUCCAUUCUGGAUUCUGGAUUUUGGCAUCCAUUGCUGUGACCUACUACGUUGAUUUCUUUAAAACCAUUAAAGAAAACUUUCACACUAGUAGUUGGUUUGUCGUUGGCGGUGCCCUGCUGCUCCUCAGCCUGUCGAUUGCAUGUUACUGCAUCCUCUACCUGGAGUGGUGUUGUGGAAUUGAAGAUUAUGACGUCAAGUACCCCACCUUGAUACCCAUCACAACUGCUACUUUUAUCGCGGCCGGGAUUUGCUUCAACGUUGCUCUGUGGCAUGUGUGGUCCUUCCUCACCCCGCUGGUGUUGUUUACUCAGUUCAUGGGGGUUGUGAUGCUCAUCUCACUCCUUGGAUGAUUUCUAAAGAUCCAGAAGCUGAAGAUAGAAUGUCUCACAUCGGAUAUCAAUGCUCGUUUCCUCUCAGGUUUUAGAGCACGUCAGUGUGAACGCUUCAACCCCCAGCUGGCUGAAAGCUUCGCAGACGUAAUGGAAAUGCUACAGUGCGUUUUUGCAUCUAGGAAGUGAGUGGUUUCCUGGGAAAAAUUUUAACUUUGCAGUCUGGUUGAAAUCAGAAUAAAUUCAAGCUCUUUUGCCUGUUCUUAAACUCAAUAAUUAUUGAAUUUUUCAAAUUCAAAAUAGAAGUAGUUGGUUUGCAGUGUUAAUCUGUUUGAAUCAUUGGCGAAAGUAUUGGUGUAAACAUUUAAGCAGCGUUUCAUUAUAGGUACAUGAUGUCCUCCCAAAAUUGCAGAUAAGUUGUUUGCUCUUUGGUUGUAUACGAUCACUGGGUGUAUAUAGAGGAAUGAUCGUGUCCUGUGCCUUUAACUCAGCUUCAGCAAUUACUGUAUUUCUCAGUUUUGUAAUAGUCUUGUUAGGUGAGAGGACCAUUUGGAAGCAUUUUAUGUGUUCAUAUCACUUUAGAUUUCAUCAUGUGUAAAUUCCUGUGUUUCUAGCAUUUGUUUACUUAUCAUUUUAAUCAUUUUAAGUAUGUAUAAUUUUUUAAAUCAUUUUUUUAAUCAUUUUUAAGU